Molecule: messenger RNA, 297 nt
Organism: Balearica regulorum gibbericeps (East African grey crowned-crane)
Lineage: Eukaryota; Metazoa; Chordata; Aves; Gruiformes; Gruidae
Source: RefSeq, a predicted model, not a curated record
AUGUCCUGCUACAACCAGUGCCUGCCCUGCCAGCCCUGUGGCCCGCCACAGCUGGCCCACAGCUGUAACUCCCCAUGCUGCCAAAGGAGAAGGCUUUUGCUCAGGGGCGCCCCCGUGGCCCUGGCCCGACCCGGCCCCAUCCUCAGCUCCUUCCCGCAGAACACCGUUGUGGGCUCGUCCACCUCUGCUGCUGUUGGCAGCAUCCUCAGCUGUGACGGAGUGCCCAUCACCUCUGGGUGCUGUGACCUCUCCUGUAUCACCAGCCGCUACUGUGGCCGUAGAUGCCCCCCCUGCUAA